Molecule: messenger RNA, 3791 nt
Organism: Effrenium voratum
Lineage: Eukaryota; Dinophyceae; Suessiales; Symbiodiniaceae
Source: the annotation of a GenBank genome assembly
AGCUUUCACCGUGACCGCACAGCGGCACGUUUUGCAACAUGCCCUGGGUCUGCCACAAGGAGUGCCCGCGACGGUGAUGCACGCAAUUGGGCAGCUGGUCCUUUGGACGCUCACAUUGACGGCAUGGGCCACCAGCUUGUCGUUGGACAAGGUGGAGUUCACCCAUGGGUUCACCACCCUGCUGCUGCGUUUCAGCACGGAGGCAGAAAUGGCAGACAAUAGCGGGGACUUCACUUGCGAGUCCAUACUUUCGGCCAGCUCUUUGGCAACGAUGGGUCGCUUGCCCUCCUGCCGCUGGCUGCAGUCUGGGGCCGUAUUGGAGGUUUUACUGGGCGACCAGCCCAGCCUCAGCGUGAACGAUACCGUCGCCACAUUGCCAUCUGUGCUGGUGGCCACCGCCGCGUCGGCAGACCCCCCGGCGCCAGAGCUCUCGGGCCUCGUGGAAGGCGGCUCCGCGACGGCGCCCGAGGCCAUUCUGAUGGCGUGGCCCCCCGUGGCUGCACCCUGCACCACGGUGCACCUCAGCGCCGCCCAGAGCCGCGGCGCCUACGGGCGCCCGCUGACCGCGCAGUGGCGCCUCACGGCGCCGAACACGGCCCCCGCGCUAGAGGCCAUCCUCAACGCGAGCUCCGCGCUGACGGUGGAGCUCCCAGCCACCGCGGUGAGCGACUGGUCGGGCUCCGGGAACGCCAGCGUGGAGGUGGUUGUGACGGUCACCAACUGGCUCGGCCUAUCGCACAGUGCGACUGCACCGCUCUCCGUGAACUCCGCGGCGCAGCCGCCGGUGUACCCGAGCACCGUCACUGAGAAGGCCAUCGCCCUGAGCGGAAGCACCACCUUCAGCGUCGCCACGAGGUAUGCGGACCCAUCAGCCUGCGGAGCGGCCUCCAACUUGCCGUCCGAGACCGCGGCUGUGACCUGGGACUACCGAACUGCGAAUAGCUCGGAGUGGCUGCCUCUGAAUGCUUCCGAGCGAGUGCCAUGGCGGGCCCCGGUCUCGGGGAGCCUUGGUGUGGGCGCCUGGCAGCUCCGAGCCUCCGCCGACACCGCCGGGACCCAGGGCUUUCAGCUCACGGUCCGCGAGCGGCUGCCGCAGGUGGCAGUGAUCCACGGGCCCAACGUGGCGCCGGAGAGCUGCGGCUUCACCCUGGAUGCCUCCACAUCGUUCGAUGAGCUAGGCGCGGAGCUGUUCUUCUACUGGAGCUGUGCUGGAGAAGGUGUGAACGGCACCUGCCGGCGCUUGCCCAACUUCGGGCCGGGGCAGUGGGUGCACACUGAUGGCACCGGCAGCCUCGGGAAGAUCUUCCAGGUCGCGCCUGGAACGCUGGCGGAGGGAAACUACACCUUCACCCUGCAGCUGGUCCGUUCCGAGGACCAGACCAGCGUCUUCGCGGAGUGGUUUGUGGCCGUGCGGUCAUCGACAGUGCCCAUCACGGUCUUCUCCGGGUGGACUGCGAACCAGUCAAUCUCCAACCAGGCGGGCGCCGAGGAGUUGCCGCGGGUCUGGGGCAAGGUGUGGCCGGGCCCCGGCUGCGGCGGCCGCGAAAGCGCGCAAUGGACCUGGGCCUUGGUGGAGGAGGAGACCUCCAGUAUCCUCACCAACAUCAGCAGCUCUGUGUCCGCAGGCGCUAUGGGUGAGCUGGACGUGGAAGCUGCUUCGGACUUCCCUUUGAACUUCCUGCUGCCCGGGCAGCGCUACACCAUGGUCUUGAUGCAGAUGGGCCCGACGCUCCCCAAGACCCUAGCGGAGGCGGAGGCUCUGGGCCUUGCCUUCGCGUCCUCCGCCGCCUUCGCGGCGGACGCGGCCCCCGCCGGGGGCCGCGUUCUGGCGGCGGCGGUCGCGGCGGCUAGCGGCGGCGAGGUCUUCGUGUCGACGGAGGGGUGGUACGAUGAAGACAUGGCCAACUUGUCCUACUUCUUCUACCGCUUCCCCUCGCAGGGCCUGAGCCUGGUGGAUGAUGGGAACGGAGGCGUUGAAGUGAACGGCACCUUUCCGGUGGUGGAGUGGCGGGAUGCCGACAGUGCUUCGCACUGGUCCAAGCAGGGCUCCUUCCUCGGCUUCUCGGAGCUCCCGUUUCUGUCGCUGGCGCUGUCGCCGGGGCGGCAUCUGCUGGCGGUGGUGGCGCAGGAUUCCCUCGGAGCCGUCGCCAGCGCUUUCGCGCUGGGGCCCCUGAUCUCCACUCCUUCCGCCUCCAACGUGCAGUCGGCCCUAGACCUCUCGGUGCUGUCCAACAACGCGAACAUCAUUCUGAACACGUUGGGUGCCUCGAUUUUCGCCUUGGGUGACCUGGACACCGGCAAGGAGGUCUAUGCCCUCACGGCCGCCGCCGCCACACUGGAGCUGUCAGACUUGGGCUUGCGGCAGAUGAGCAGCAUUGCGACGGACCUGCUGCGCAACCGCACCGCCGCCACGGCGGAGCAGAUCUCGCAGGUGGCGGCACAGGUCUUCGCGGACUUGGUGCAAUCUCCCUCGCCGGCUGCAGCGCAUUUGCUGGAUGUGGUCUAUGCUGUCAGGGCCGUCUAUGCGGCAGAGACGGACCAGGUGGUGCAGCGCAGCGAGCAGCUGACGCUCCUCGCCCAGCAGUUCGGCCAGGCCGUCGCCGCCUUCGUGCCGCUCCACGGGGAAGUUCUGCUUGAAGCGACGCAGAGCCCCGGAUUGCAGGUCUUUGUUCACAAGGAGGGCUACCCACACGCACUGCUGAAGGGCCUCUCCGCAGGAGGCUUCUCCGUGUCCUCCUGGGAGCUGAACGCGCUGAGUGACCGACGCCUCGCACAGGCAUCGUGCAGCACCAUCGACGUGCAGCUUACGACGUGGCUCAACAGCAACCCCUACGACUGGGCGAACCAAAGCUCCUACGCAUCCCUCUACGUGAAGCCGGACGCAACCGUCACAGUGGUGGACCUCCGCCGCUGCAGCGCGGCGGUGAACCUCACCGCGCGCGCCGUGAAGCUGCGGCUGCCGCUGCCCCCGGCGCCCACGGAAGCGCCGCCGGAGGGGUGGUUCUGGCAAGCCGCCUGCGCCACCUUCGACUUCGCCGAGCUGAACUGGGACUCCUCCCGCCUCACCUUCGUGGAGCUCCCCGAGGCGAUGGAGUGCACAAAGCCGUCGGUGGAGGACGCGAACGUGGUCUUCACCAUCUUCUACCGCCCCCGGCGCUUGCCCCCGGAAGACAAGGAGCUCUCCAUGGGCGCAUCCCUAGUCCUCAUCCUCAUCUUCCUGCUGUGUCUGGGUGCCAUGGCCUACGCCAACGGCAGGAAAGGCAAAGACAGCCAAGUCUCACCAACGGACUCCGAAGCAUCCAGGGCCGUGGUUGCUCCGGAGGAGCCGUCCGGCUCCGCGGGCCCCGCGGGCUCCGCGGCUCCGGGCGCUUCUGGGAGGCCAGCAGAAGGCAAGGCAGCCGAAGCCGCAGCCGAAGAACGGCCUGCGGGAGCCGACGGAGAAGCAGCCGGGGGCAAAGAGACGGCCGCCGCCGGCUCCAUGUCGCCAGUGCUGGCAGAAGGGCCCCGCGCGGCAGCCAGGGUCCCGGAGCCCGACACGUCUGCGGGGGAGCCGCUGGACGUGAAAGUGGACCCCGCCUUCAAAGACUUCGCCCAGGACUUCGCGUCGCCCGCGGCGGAACCGGCGGAACCCGCGGCGGGACCGGCGGCUUCCGGGGCUUCCGGGGCUUCCGCGGCGGCUUCGGCGGAAACUCCCGAGGCUCCGCCAACAGAUACGACCCAGUGAGCGUGAAGCAGGGGGCAUGUAAUAUCUUCAGGCAGUUUCAAACAUACCAUUGAUGGUCAAACAGCCC